CAAUUGUCAGUGUCAGAGAGUGGAAUUAUAUUUCAGUAUAUAGUGAGCAGUAAUUAAAAAUAUCAUUAUUUAUCGCAAAACUCAACAUUUAAUAGAUUUGAUCUUUUAAAUGAUAAUUAACGUGCUCUAAUCUUAUGUAGUCGGUCGUCCAUACGACCUUUUAGUUUGACGUGUUUUCCUUGAAGCCUAUAACCGCACGGUGAUUUAUUUAUAAACUGGCAGUUAGAAGUGUUCGGGUCUCUGAAACUAUUCAGUGUUCUUUUAUUAUAAUCUUACAUAAACACAUAUAAUACAAUGUCUAGCCAUCGGAAUAAAUAUGAAAAGGCUAGAAGACGCCUUGCUGCUGUAACAUUUUUAUCCAAUAUAUCUUUAGAUGGUAAGAUAAGAGACCCUGAAGUUGUCCAGAUAGUGGAAAAAACACCCAAAAAUGAUAAAACUGAUUCUGCAGCCAAAGCUAUUGACAUUCCCAAGGAUAAGGAAGUAACUCUACGAAAUAGUGUGCGAAAUAAAAAUAAGGCACCUCAUUCAAGCCCAGUGCAUCGUCUUGGAGCUGACAAUCAUUCUCUCAGCUCAGACUCUGAACAUACUAAUACUGUCACACCUGUUAAGGGUGGAAAUGCAUCAUUUAUAAGAGAAAGGUGUUCAUCUGGGAACACAGAAUCUUUUAAAGAUAAGCAUGGCUCAUCAAGGUCAAGGAAAAGUCACCUUGUUGCAUUAACUGGUGCUAAUGCAGAUGAUAAAAGCAGCUCAGAAAGCCUUAAUUUUGGCAAGUUUAGAACAAGCAACACAUGCAUUCCGGAGCACCAUGCAUUAACAAAAGAAGUGCGCAUGGUGCGUCCAACUAAAGGAGUAUCAUUCAGGGAUGAGAGACUAGCCAUAGUUCCAGGACAGGGGGCACCAUGUGUUAUAUUUAGCACUAUCCCAUACUCUAAAACUAUUCGCAAUGCACGUUCUGAUUUAAGAAAAGAUGGUGUUCGAAGGAGGAACACUUCAGGCCCUAGACCACUAUCAGCCAUUACAGAUAAUGGUAUGGAUCCCUUUGAUCUUCUUGGCCUAGAAAAAGAAGAAAAUGGUCAAGAAAUAUCUUAUUCUAAAUUGUUAGUGCCCUCUAAAGUUUGUACUAGAGAGCAGUACAAAAAAAUGUAUGAAGGAGAUUUCACUGAAAAAGCUAAUUGGAAAAUAGUUAAUCGGCAUCCACAUGUAAUAGCAAGGACUAAGUUAUUGACGAGGCACAAGGAUAAAAAAUGGUGCUUUUCAUAUGAAUCUUCUCAGAGGACAGCAAUACCGUCGUCACCACCACACUCCUCGGUUGACAUCAAGUCAUUUGACUGGGACGAGGGAACCUUGCUUUCUCAAAAAUAUGUUCAAUACUGCCCGAAUGUAUUGGAUGAUCCGGAACUGAUAGCUGGAAAACAUAGAACUCUUCUUACAUUUACAUCAUACAUGACGUCCAUUAUUGACUAUGUCCGACCCCAGGAUCUGAAGAAAGAAUUAAAUGAUAAAUUCAGAGAAAAGUUUCCGCACAUCAAAUUAACGCUCAGUAAAUUACGAAGUAUCAAAAAAGAAAUGCGGAAAAUUGCCAAACAUGACAGUGGAGGAGUCGAUCUUCUGUCCGUUGCACAGGCCUACGUAUAUUUUGAGAAGUUGAUUCUUGCAAACCUCAUCAACAAGGAUAACAGGAAACUGUGCGCUGGAGCGUGUUUACUGUUAUCAGCAAAACUGAACGACGUCAAAGGGGAAGCUUUGAAAGCACUUAUUGAACGCAUCGAAACUACAUUUAGAGUGAAUAGAAAAGAUCUGAUGCGUUUCGAAUUUGCCGUCCUGGUGGCGUUGGAGUUCGGUCUGCACGUGCCGCCCUACGAGGUGUUCCCGCACUAUCAGCGAUUGCUUCACGACUCGUGACCUUGGCGCAGACUGGCCUUCGAGCCAUGUAUCCGCGUCUGUCACCGGCGACGCGCCACCAUCGUCGACAACCUGAGGGCCAGCGCAUGGAUGUAAAGUGUUCGCAGAAGUUGAUGAGAACGUUCUAAACGUUCAAGUACUUUUGAAGUGAACGUUUUAAAUAAGUGCUUAUUUAGAUACGAAAUAUUAGUAUCUUCGUCUCUUUUUCAACAUUGAAGGGUACCCAUCUCACACCGCAAACUUUUACCGGCGGUCGAUAGUAUGUUGUUGAAUGGUAAUGCGCACAUUAGGUUUGAUUGGAUUCAUGAUUGCCUUCAAAAUAAACUAUCCGCCGUCGGUUCAGUCUCAGUGUACGGGGCUCUAACACUAGCUUUAGCUUACGUAGUAGGGUUACAUAAUGUCCAAUUUACAGCUUAGUCGUGAUUUUCCAUUUCAUAUGUACGAAUUCCUUAUACGUAUAGUUGUAGCCGUGCAUGUAUUUUUAGAUGUACCUAUUUAGCCUUCAUGCCCCAAGAGUCAAGCUAGCAGAAAAUAGCCCUGAACAUACCUAUUACUUAUUUAUAAUAUUUCAAAUAGCACAUUUCAUUUAAAAAUGCUUAAAUAUAGCUUUUAAACUCUAAUCUAGCUAAUCGAGUAACAUUCAAGAAUAUGAAUAUAUAUAGUUAAAGCGUUACAGUUUUAAUUAGCGGAUUAUCCGCUCGAUUUUGCUAACGCGUAGGUAUACCUGUAUAUUCCAUAAUGCGCGACAUUUACGAGGUACAACUACUAGCUUACUGGCUUUGUUGUUUGUAUACGCACAGACAAGAGCAGAGUUAACUUAUUCAACUGACAAUUCAAUGAAGUUAACGGUUUGAGCAAUAGGUGUCGCCAGAUUUAGCUUAGUCGGAUGGGUUUUUUAAAAGAAGAAUUUCGCUUAGGCCGAAUGGAGCGUAUACGAUGGAGAAUAGGUAAGUUUAAUAGUAGUGCAACGAGAUAACCCCUACAGCAAGAUUGCAUUUGGGCCUUUACUCGUCAGUUGUAAUUACUUACCUAGCUAAAGUAGGUAUUUGUUAUAAGGAAUGUAUAAAAUUGCAAUUAGGUUAGAACAUUUUAAUUAGAGCACAAUUUGAAUAAGAAAGUAUUGUUUGUAAAACAGAACUUUGCGUGUUAGAUCAGUCAUAAAGAUAGGAAACUAUUUUUAUGAUAGCAGACUUGCUAAAUUGUAAUGCUCAAGCAUACGAUUAUUAAACUAUAAAUGUAAUUUAUUAAGUAUAUAAGUAAGUUUGUAACAUUCUGCAAUAAAAUAAUUCAUUUAAGACAAGGGAACAACUCGGAGCAAAUAAAUUUGAAUAGUGGCCUAUAGUAUAAAGCUCAAAAUCGCAUAGUAUGUCUCAUAGUUCGAGCUAAUAAGGAUGUGAUGAACGUUCGCCUAAAUGAAGCUGUCCUUAUAUGAGAGAAACUCACUCUCGCGCAUUACCGCAUGUGCCUGAGUCGUUCGCAGUUAAAAAUCACUCCUAGUAUUUGGGCUCUUACCUACGCGGCUCUAUCAACUUGAACAUCGACAUUUUGCCAACUUUAGUAGAUACUACUGAGAGUUUAAUGUGAUUAUAGCCAAAUGAUGUAACUGUGAUAUCAACGCAUGUAUUUAUCUAUGUAAAUAAGGUAAAUUAUAGUAUUUAAAGUUAUGAGAGUAAUUUAUUUUCAGUGUGUAUGUGAGAGUAAAAGAGAUGAUCGUUUAUAUAGUCACGAUUAUGAUAUAGAUUAAUUGUUAUUAUAGUAAUAAUAUGGUGUAUUGUUAUUUUUUUACUUAUGCCAGCUUGUUUUAUAGGCUUGUGUUUUUUAAAUUCGUUUUUUCCAUUUAUUUUAAGUCGUUUUUGCUUGUAAUCUAACAGCAAUCAUUUUCAUCUCACCUCUUUUAUCACGCGAAUGUACUGACCGAUCAAAAGUGGUUACUAUCAACGCAAAUCCAAGUUGGAGGAUAGAAAUAAGUGCAAUAUUAUUUUAAUAACAAGGUGUGAAUUCUAAUCUUUGUUUUAAUAAAAAUAUGGAAAUUAAA
Helicoverpa zea (corn earworm) is the source of this 3937-nucleotide messenger RNA. RefSeq names its product CDK5 and ABL1 enzyme substrate 2. Lineage: Eukaryota; Metazoa; Arthropoda; Insecta; Lepidoptera; Noctuidae. The record is from RefSeq and is a predicted model, not a curated record. Gene Ontology annotation, biological process: regulation of cell cycle. The coding region runs from base 295 to 1902 and encodes 535 amino acids. The transcript is spliced from 9 exons.